Molecule: messenger RNA, 1541 nt
Organism: Lactuca virosa
Lineage: Eukaryota; Viridiplantae; Streptophyta; Magnoliopsida; Asterales; Asteraceae
Source: the annotation of a GenBank genome assembly
CUCAUCGUCCCAAAGCAAACUCACUACGUUCAUAUUCGCAAAAACCCAAAAGGCCAAAACAUACAUAUUCAGUCACAAAUAUCACAAACAAAUGUCUUCUUCGGGGAUAAAGCGAACAAUUCCAACCAGGGAGAUCCUGAAAGCCACAGAGGGCUUCGCAAACGAAAUUCCGGGAGGACGUGGGGUAUAUGCAAGGGUCUACUUUGCAAAACUCGGUGAACAGUGGCAAAACCAAACCGCUGCUGUCAAACGCUUUAUUCAAGGUGUUCACAAAGUAAAGGAGGAGUUCAAUAACGAGCUUGAGGUGGUUUCCAGUCUCCACCAUGAAAACAUCAUCGGCUUCAUUGGCUACAAUAAUCAAUACAAUUCCAUGAUUUUAGUUUAUGAAUACGCUGUCAGUAGAAGCCUUUACGAUCAUCUGGUAGACCCCAUGAAGAGGAUUUGGUUAACGUGGGGGAUUCGUCUGAAUAUUUGCAUAGAUGCAGCAAAGGGUCUCAACUAUCUUCAUUCAGGUCUUGGGAAGGACAGAAGGGUAAUUCACAGAUCUGUGAACCCGACACAUAUAUUGCUAGGUGAGUAUAUGGUAGCCAAAAUUUCGGGUUUCAGGUUGUCACUAUCAGGCCCCAGAAAUAAGCUAGAUGAUACUCCAGUCGAGACAACUGUUGAUCUGGGUGACAAAUAUUACUUAGAUCCUAUUUACAGUGAAAGUCGCAUCCCUACAACAAAAUCAGACGUUUACUCGUUUGGAGUGCUACUUAUUGAAAUGGUGACUGGUAAGCUUGCUAAAGACACCAUCACUGGUUUUGGUCCUCCACAAACACUCAUAGAUUGGAUCCGUAGCAACUAUGAUGAUGGACUAGACAAAAUAGUCGAUUAUCAUAUUAAAGAUCAAAUUAAGAUCGAUUCUUUCCAGGAGUUUAAGGAACUCGCUUAUCGAUGCAUUAGUUUGAACUCAAACGAUCGCCCUACCAUGCACCAGGUUAUGAAAAGGCUUAAGGAAGCACAAAAUAUCCAAAUCCACGGACCAACUUCUACAAAAGUUACUAAGGGUAGCCACAAAUAUGAACAACUAGAAAAGGAACGCCCUACGAUGGAGACAAUCAUCGACACACUUGAAGAUGCAAUCAAUUUUCAAGAUGAAACUGAAAAUGAUGUUGAGAAAGCAACUUUCGGCUGCUGUUGUUUGCAAUAAUGAAUCCGGAGUAGAAAAGAUACAAGUCUUUUAAUUGUUGUUUGGAAUAUUUCAAAAGCUUAUCAUCUUAAAAAGCGAGGUGCCUUAUAGAGAAACAAGAGAGCGCGAGAUUAGGGUUUAAGUUUUUGGACAUUGAUUGCUAUUGUAAUGUACUUUUCUUCCUUAUUUCUUGUUGAUAGUCAUUAAUACCGCUGCCUUGUAAGUUUAUAUGCAUGUUUGGGCACGGCCCACCGCUAGACCCUAAUAUAAGUUACAGUAAAUGACUAAUAUAAUCCGGUUUUGUAACCGGGGUCGUAUGCAGUCAAGUCAUUUGCAAAACUCGAAUAAAACCCAAUUAUACAACGGAAGC